UUUCGGGUGACUGAAAAUCCAGAUGGAGACCGACCUGAGACUGGAGUCAAGUUUGUGGAUCGGGAAUAAGAGAUACCUGGCUGUCCUGACAGGCUGGCAUCUCAAAUGGACCGAGGCGGACAAGAAGAACCGCGAUAAGAAAACAGUUUCAGUUCCUGUGGCCGAGGUGGUUGGAGUGGAGGAGGGCCGGGUGGAGGUCCUGCCUCACAAGUCUGUGGAGGACACAGAUAGAGACUUCACAGUUUUCUAUGUAAGGCGCAGCAGCAGCAGGACUUCCUCUGGGCUGUUGUGGAGACUGGGUCGGACCCAGUUCACCUGUCCCAGUCGGGUCCUCAGAGACCAGUGGACGAAACACCUACGGACAGCCCUAAAAACACACAGUCCCCUCCGUCCACACAGGCUGCUGGUGUUCAUCAACCCAUUUGGAGGGAAGAAAAAAGGAAGGCAGAUCUACCACUCACUGGUUGCCCCUGUGUUUGAGCUGGCUGGCAUCAGCUCCCAUGUAAUAGUGACUGAACGAGCCAACCAGGCCAGAGAUCACCUCCUUAAGAAAGACUUGACGGGUUUUGAUGGUGUGGUGUGUGUGGGCGGCGACGGCAUGUUCAGUGAAAUACUUCACGGUGUGAUUGGGAGGACGCAGCAAGAGGCAGGCCUUUGCGAGAAUGAUCCUGCGGUCGCUCUGCAGCCCUGUCCACUCCACAUUGGGAUCAUCCCUGCAGGCUCCACAGACUGCGUGUGCUACACCACAGUAGGAGUGAUCGACCCCGUUACCUCAUCUUUGCACAUUGUCAUUGGAGAUUCUCAGCCUCUGGACGUGUGUUCUGUUCAUCACGGUCCCGGUCAGGUGCGAUACUCUGUGUCUCUUGUGGGCUAUGGCUUUUAUGGCGAUGUGCUAGCCGAGAGCGAAAAACACCGCUGGAUGGGACCCUUCAGAUACGACUACUCAGGUGGAGUGGUGUUUCUGAGCAACAGAAGCUACAGGGGGACAGUGCAGUAUCUGCCAGCUGACCCACUGAUGUCCAGCCCAAGAGAUAAGACUCGCUGUUUGUCCGGGUGUGGUGUUUGCGCCAAAAGCACCGAGAGACUUUUCACAAACUCUUCAGAUUCUGGCUCCCUGUACAGCUCCAACUCUGGUCCGUUCAGUAAUGACUCGGAAGAUGAGUGGGUCAGUGUGGACGGCAGGUUCAAGUCUGUGUCUCUCACAUGUAUGUCCAGCUCGUGUGCCAAAAGUCCUCUGGGUCUCUCUCCCUCAGCCCACCUGGCUGAUGGAACAGGAGAUCUCAUCCUGGUAUGGGACGCAAACCCCUUGGGAUUCCUUACUUACCUCUACAGGCACACAACCACUCAGGACCAGUUUGAGCUGCCGUUUGUGGAGGUCCAUCGUGUGAAGGCGGUGCGCUUCACUCUGGCAGGAGGCGGAGAGGAAGCCGAGGACAGUGAAGGUCUGCAUGGUGCGAUGGAUGGAGGAGAUGGAGCAUAUGUCGAAAAUGGAAGCAUGGCUGGAUCCCAGCAGCACCUGGCAGCAGGAGCUAAUGGACAAAUGAUGACAUGUGAGGACAAAACUACAAGCCCCUUCACGUGCGGCCUUUGCUGCAGUAAAGCUCCUGCUGUGUCAGUCUGGAACUGCGAUGGAGAAAUUCUGCCUUUCCCUGAGAUCUGCUGCAGGAUUCAUGGCCAGUUGGUGCGUCUGUACGCCAGGGGCAUCGAGGACGGGACUUUGUCAAAAGACUGCACCGAGGAGAGGGACGAGUGCAACAGAACAUGCAUAACACCCAGAUGAAAUCUGAUAAGCGAUUAAAAAAAGUAUAUCAGUUUGUUGUUUAAAGGUUUUUAAAAUUGAUAACACUGCAGCAAGUCCUGCAGAUUUUCAUUGCCAAAGAGUUUCUCAAGCUUCAGGCACUUUAAUUCAUACUUUGUCACUGUAAUAUUUGGAAAAUAAAUAUUUAUUCCUAAAGCU
Molecule: messenger RNA, 1957 nt
Organism: Gambusia affinis (western mosquitofish)
Lineage: Eukaryota; Metazoa; Chordata; Actinopteri; Cyprinodontiformes; Poeciliidae
Product: ceramide kinase family protein
Exons: 13
Coding region: 23-1780 (585 amino acids)
Molecular function (GO): kinase activity
Source: RefSeq, a predicted model, not a curated record